CGGGUGUGUGCCUGUGUGAAUGUAUGUGAGUGUGUUUUGCAAGGUGUGUCCGUUUUAAUUCUGCCCAGUAGGUGGGACUUGGUGACUUUAGCACCAUUUUUCCUUUUCUUCUCCCCCUACAUUUUUAUUAUUAUUAUUUUGCUUCCCCACCGUCUGUUGCAACGCUGCUGCAAAGUCUCGGAGUCGGAGAGCGUGCCUCGCUUCCGGAGCCCCUGGACCCGGCCAGCCGGCGAGCUCCGAGCGGGCCACCAUGCCCGGCAGACCGCGCCACUAGGCGCUCCCCGCGGCUCCCACCCGGCGGCGGCCGCGAUGGUUUCAGACGCUGAAGGAUUUUGCAUCUGAUCGCUCGGCGUUUCAAAGGCAGAGGCCCCCUCCCCCUUCCCCCCUCCCUCGCCGUCUUUGUUUCCUCCCCCCUGCUCUCCCCACUCCCCCCACCCCACCCCCCUCUCCUCUCCUCCUCCUCUUUUUUAGAAGCAGCGAUCGGAGAUGGAUGUCUCUCUUUGCCCAGCCAAGUGUAGUUUCUGGCGGAUUUUCUUGCUGGGAAGCGUCUGGCUGGACUAUGUGGGCUCCGUGCUGGCUUGCCCGGCAAAUUGUGUCUGCAGCAAGACUGAGAUCAAUUGCCGGCGGCCGGACGAUGGGAACCUCUUCCCCCUCUUGGAAGGGCAGGAUUCAGGGAACAGCAAUGGGAACGCCAGCGUCAACAUCACGGACAUCUCAAGGAAUAUCACUUCCAUACACAUAGAGAACUGGCGCAGCCUGCACACGCUGAAUGCGGUGGACAUGGAGCUCUACACUGGACUCCAGAAGCUGACCAUUAAGAACUCGGGACUCCGGAGCAUCCAGCCCAGAGCCUUUGCCAAGAACCCCCAUCUGCGCUACAUAAACCUAUCAAGUAACCGACUCACUACGCUCUCAUGGCAGCUCUUCCAGACGCUGAGCCUUCGGGAAUUGAGACUGGAGCAGAACUUCUUCAACUGCAGCUGUGAUAUCCGCUGGAUGCAGCUGUGGCAGGAGCAGGGGGAGGCCAGGCUAAACAGCCAGAGCCUCUACUGCAUCAAUGCGGAUGGCUCCCAGCUCCCCCUCUUCCGCAUGAACAUCAGUCAGUGCGACCUUCCUGAGAUCAGUGUGAGCCACGUCAACCUGACCGUACGAGAAGGCGACAAUGCUGUCAUCACUUGCAAUGGGUCUGGGUCACCCCUGCCUGAUGUGGAUUGGAUAGUCACUGGGCUGCAGUCCAUCAACACCCACCAGACAAAUCUGAACUGGACCAAUGUCCAUGCCAUCAACUUGACACUGGUGAAUGUGACGAGUGAGGACAAUGGCUUCACCCUGACGUGCAUCGCGGAGAACGUGGUGGGCAUGAGCAAUGCCAGCGUUGCCCUCACGGUCUACUACCCUCCGCGUGUGGUUAGCCUGGAGGAGCCAGAGCUGCGUCUGGAGCACUGCAUCGAGUUUGUGGUGCGGGGCAACCCGCCGCCCACGCUGCACUGGCUGCACAACGGGCAGCCGCUGCGGGAGUCCAAGAUCAUCCGCGUGGAGUACUACCAGGAGGGCGAGCUCGCCGAGGGCUGCCUGCUCUUCAACAAGCCCACGCACUACAACAACGGCAACUACACGCUCAUCGCCAAGAACCCCCUGGGCACGGCCAACCAGACCAUCAGGGGCCACUUCCUGAAGGAGCCUUUCCCGGAGAGCACAGAUAUCUUUGUCUUUGAAUCCGAUGUGAGCCCUACCCCUCCUAUCACUGUGACUCACAAACCAGAGGAAGACACUUUUGGGGUAUCCAUCGCGGUUGGACUUGCUGCUUUUGCCUGCGUUCUGUUGGUGGUUCUCUUUAUCAUGAUCAACAAGUAUGGUCGACGGUCCAAAUUUGGAAUGAAGGGUCCUGUGGCCGUCAUCAGUGGUGAAGAGGACUCAGCCAGCCCCCUGCACCACAUCAACCACGGCAUCACCACACCCUCCUCUCUUGAUGCCGGGCCUGACACAGUGGUCAUUGGUAUGACCCGCAUCCCAGUCAUCGAGAACCCCCAGUACUUCCGUCAGGGACACAACUGCCACAAGCCGGACACGUAUGUGCAGCACAUCAAGAGGAGGGACAUUGUGCUGAAGCGAGAACUGGGCGAGGGAGCCUUUGGAAAGGUCUUCUUGGCCGAAUGCUACAACCUCAGCCCAACCAAGGACAAGAUGCUUGUGGCCGUGAAGGCCCUGAAGGAUCCCACCCUGGCUGCCCGGAAGGAUUUCCAGAGGGAGGCCGAGUUGCUCACCAACCUGCAGCAUGAGCACAUCGUCAAGUUCUAUGGCGUGUGUGGCGAUGGGGACCCCCUCAUCAUGGUCUUUGAGUACAUGAAGCAUGGAGACUUGAACAAGUUCCUCAGGGCCCAUGGGCCGGAUGCGAUGAUCCUUGUGGAUGGGCAGCCACGCCAGGCCAAGGGUGAGCUAGGGCUCUCUCAAAUGCUCCACAUCGCCAGUCAGAUCGCCUCAGGCAUGGUGUACCUGGCCUCCCAGCACUUCGUGCACCGGGACCUGGCCACAAGGAACUGCCUGGUCGGAGCCAACCUGCUGGUGAAGAUUGGAGACUUUGGCAUGUCCAGAGAUGUCUACAGCACCGAUUACUACAGGGAAGGGCCAUGCCAGAAGGGCCCAGUCAGCGUGUCAUGGCAGCGGCAGAGGCUAGCAGCACCGACAACUUGCACAGUAGGAGGACAUACCAUGCUCCCCAUCCGCUGGAUGCCCCCUGAAAGCAUCAUGUACCGAAAGUUCACAACGGAGAGUGAUGUGUGGAGCUUCGGGGUGAUCCUUUGGGAAAUCUUCACCUAUGGGAAGCAGCCUUGGUUCCAGCUCUCAAACACAGAGGUCAUUGAGUGCAUUACUCAAGGUCGCGUCUUGGAGAGGCCCCGAGUCUGCCCUAAAGAGGUGUACGACGUCAUGCUGGGCUGCUGGCAGAGGGACCCGCAGCAGCGGCUGAACAUCAAGGAGAUCUACAAAAUCCUCCAUGCUUUGGGGAAGGCCACCCCAAUCUACCUGGACAUUCUUGGCUAGUGGCAGCUGGUGGUCAAAAAUUCGUACUCUGUUGCCUCCUCUCUCCCUGCCCACAUCUCCCUUUACCACCUCACAACUCCUCUCUUCCUUCCCUGACUGAAGGGAACAUCUUCAUAUAAACUCAAGUGCCUGCUACACAUACAACACUGAAAAAACGAAAAAAGAAAAAAAAAGGAAAGAAAAAAAAACCUUGUAAGGCAGUUUGGCUAUAUACAUAUAUAUAUAUUUAUAUAUCUAUCUAUCUAUAUCUAUAGAGAAUAUCUUCUCUAAUACAGAGAGAAGCUGCUGAUUUAGAAAACCGUAAGACUUUAAUGACUGAAAAUCUUAAAUAUCAUUAACGUAUAUGAACAUUCCCUUGACUUAAGCUGUGGACUGCGCUAUUUCCGCUCUAGGGUUUCUUGAGCAGAUCUUGACCCUGCAGAGAGACGAUCUUUGCUUUGGGAUGGGAGGAGCUCGGGUGACGCACAAUCACUAUUGCAGACGCGUGCCACUACCAGGCGCAUGUGCAGACUGCAUCGACCUUGCUCAGCCCGGAAGUGACACCAGAAGACCAGGGUCCUUGGGAAUGCCUCCAGUCUACCCUGACUUUUGCCUCUGCGUCCUUCUCCUUUGUCUCCAGUUCUGGACAAUGUUCUGAUUGGUCCAUUCUACAGAGUAUAUUCUUGAUGUUUUUGGGAAGUGUUGACGGCACCUACCAAUAGACACCGAACAACACCGCAAAACCCAGACAAGAGCAGACUGCAUCUAUUUUGAAUGGAAACCACGCCCAAGUUCCUUGCUAGAUUCAAAAAGGAUUUGUUCUUCUAUCCUCUGAACUUCGAGAACUGCUUUCUGGACUAAAGAACCACAGAAGAAUAAAUAGCUGAAACCCGAACCCCAACAAGGCACUGCCACAUGUCUUUCCGUCACUGGAAGGACUCCUUGGUCCCGCUGCCCAUUUUCAGGCCCUUGGGGAGUUUUGGAGGGAGGGAAAUAGGUUCCCUCCUAUUGGCUGCUAAAGUGGACAGAGCAGGUUUCAGGGGCCCAGUCGCAAGAGACUUAGUUGGUUAUUGGUCAUUAUUAGGUGUGCUCCCUGGUCCUGUUUCUCGUCUUGUUUCCCUAUAUCUUAGCCCCACCACCUAGGCUUCUGCCAAGUACUAAGUGAGCCCCACGGCCAGGGAAAGAAUCCAGGUUUGGUGAGAGCCUGGGGCAGUGUGUGCUUGAGGGAGGCAGGCAGUGGCAUGGGCGCAGCCAGCAGGGAAGAAUCUACACACGUGUUACCUGUGCCGGGGCCCUUGGCAUUCUCCUCACGUUUCCAGCCCCUGGAAGGAUUGAUGCAUCUGCCUUUGAGCUUGUGAAAAGGCAGGCACUGAGAAAUCACUUUUGUGCGCUGCGGAUGGGGGAGGGGCUGGGGCUGCUCUGGGAGAUGUCCAAUGAGUGGCCAGUACUGUAGGCUGGACAUCUUGAUGAGGACUGAGUGCUGACCAGGGAACGCAAAUGAAACAUCUGGGCUAGGGCCAGCAUUCUGUGCCCCAGCAACCAGGGGAAUCUCUGCAUUUGUGCUGCUGCCAAGGACCUCUACGGAGCAGAUCUCUGGCCUCUCCAGCACAAGACAAGGAAACGCACAGAGCCCACUGCUGGGGAGGAGACAUGCCCUUCCUAGGGCACCAGGUCCAUCCACCUCACUUCAAGCACAGUGCUACCUAGUGGUCGGACCUUUUCCUAACUGAAUCAUCCUGGGAGCCUCUGCCUUGCUCCCUUCCCUGCUAACUGAAAAACUGCGUGCAGCCUGGAUGCCCUGGUCAGCUGAAAGCAGCUAAAGUAUGGGAAUCCCUCUGUAGGGUUUAGGACUGAAUGAUGUGCUUGUGAUUUUGCUUUUUUUAGAUCCCAAAAUGUUUUUAUUCAAAUAGAAAAGAGCUGUGCUCCGAUUGUAGCCACGGUUGGGAUUCAGGAAUCAGCAAGGCUACUCAGCUGGACUGGGAAGAGAGCUAGGUGAAGGGGAAUUGGGGAUGGGUCUUCUCACUGUGCUGUACACCUAGCCUCUGAGGGCUUUGGAGGAAAGCUUUUUAGGUUGACCACCUCAAGAGAACCCUUUGUUAUCAUCCUGCAGCAAUUACUGCUUUUAUUGUUCUACUCUUUGCUUCACCCGAGGCCCUUGGUCUGGGUUGGGGCUGUGAACGCUGGAUGGAAGGGCACAGUCUGGUUUUGAUCUGGAAAGAUGUUCAGGGAGGGAAUGACCUGGAGGGGCCUGAGGGGAAAAAGUCUUCUGGAUAGAAGAGAUCCUUCAGCGCUCCUCUUGCUGCCCUUCUCCCAUAUCCUCUGCCAACAUAUACUAUGUGGCUUUGAUCUUCUUGGCUAUGUGUGUGUAGAACCUCAUAGUCACUGAUGGGCUGAAUAAAAGGGGGAGAAGAAAUGGGUUGGAGGUUAGCAGACAAUUGGGCAUAAAGAAUGUGUGAGUUUCAAGUCAGGGCAUUGAGUCAUCAUUGCCAAAUAAGACAAGAUAAUUCCUUGGGGAACGAGGAGCACUGAAGGAGACUGAGCUUGUCAGCUUGCCUUUGUCUUAGUCUCACAGCCCUGUGCAUUGCCACUGGGGUCAUGUCUUGACUAUGUACAGCAUAAGCAGCCACCUCUGGAAGAGUGUGCAAGAGAGAGUGGCAGAAUCAAGAGAGGGAGAGAGGGACAAGCUAUUUCAAAGUACUUUCUUGCCCUCUGUAGUGUGUACAUGUUAACCAAAGCAGGUAUAGAAAAUGAAAAAAAAAUUUAGAGUGUAAAGGAGGCAGAGAAUAGGGCUAUGGCCUAGGGCUGUGCAGAGCAUUUUAUUCCUCCUGUUCUGACACAGGACCAGUAAGGCCUACUUCACUGUCUUGGGUUCCUGUCUGUAAUAUAAGGGGUGUCCCUGCUAAUCUUUGGCCCUUUUCUGGCUCUGAAUGCUUACAUUCUAGCAGCAUCAAGAUACUGUGUGAACUUUUCUCAGCAUCACUCCGGAAGGUCUGGCUGGCCUCCCUCAGGCCUUGGGUGGGUUGGGGGCAGUUGCCUGUGAGGGCACACUAGGCUUAUGCUGGGAUUACUUCUGAGAAGUCCUCUUCUCUUUUAUACCCAUGUCUGCAAAAGUCAGAGUCUAAAAAGAGAAUACUCUAGACCCACAGAAAGCACUUGUUCUCGUUCUCCAUCUUAGCCUUUCUAUGUACCAGAAAAACACUAUCUAAGAUUUAUUUAUUUAUUUAUAUAUUUAUUUUUAUAGAGCCUAAUGUGUUUAAAUGAGUCACGAAAUCAUAUCUUGUCAGCUAAUGUGGCUGCUCCGGUGUACUCUAUCCUCCUCCUCUCAUGCCCACAAUAUUUUACACCUUAAAAGAGCACAGCAGAUGGAUUCUGAGAGCUUCCUUUGAAGCAAGUUGCAUGUGGCAAUUUCUGAACAUUCCAGGGAACCGAGGAUGAUGUCCUGGCCAUGCUGUUCUCACCUGGUCCCGUUUUUAGAAUGAACAUAAGUGACUUGCAGUCAGAUGUCUGCCUUUGAGCAAGAUACCAUGGCCGGGGGUCCUCCAUGUUUCUUUUGGCUUUGGACAUGAACCAAAUGCUGGCCUGUAAUUAUAUCUCUGAUCUUUGAGUGGACCCUGGAGGUCACUAAGCCUCCCUUAGUCAACAGACAAAGGACUUGAUGCUUCCGCCACUUAGCAGGCUACGCACAGAUUAUCUCGGAGAGAGGCUUCCUACUAGAGGUAAAUGGUCUUUUGAUCUUCCAGGUUCAGGCUGAACAUUGACAUUCUUCUCUGGCAAUGCUCACUUCUCGGAAUACACUAGUGCAAGUAUUUCUGGUGCUAAAUACUACAGAAACCAACACCAACAGAGGAGCUGUCAGCCAGUUUCUGGGGCUGCAUGAACUCAUCUCAGGAGUGAAAGAGUCAGCUUCGCUAGGAAAGUGCAGGAAACAUCAGAAAGAUCACAACUC
Messenger RNA from Chinchilla lanigera (long-tailed chinchilla), 6964 nucleotides. It is a transcript of the gene Ntrk3, whose product is annotated as neurotrophic tyrosine kinase, receptor, type 3. The record is from RefSeq and is a predicted model, not a curated record. The coding region runs from base 487 to 3039 and encodes 850 amino acids. NCBI's taxonomy places the organism in Eukaryota, Metazoa, Chordata, Mammalia, Rodentia, Chinchillidae. Gene Ontology annotation, biological process: multicellular organism development; positive regulation of kinase activity; regulation of phosphatidylinositol 3-kinase/protein kinase B signal transduction. Gene Ontology annotation, cellular component: plasma membrane; signaling receptor complex; axon. The transcript is spliced from 18 exons. Gene Ontology annotation, molecular function: ATP binding; neurotrophin receptor activity; neurotrophin binding.